AUGCCUGCCGCUCUCUCCGACACCCAGAACCGUUAUCUGGCCCUUGCAUGGCUCUGCAUUGAUGCCGAACCCAAGGUACACUCUCACUCCCAGCACAAACGAUUAUCCUUGAUUGCCAGAUCCUGUAAUGCAAGANUCGACUACGAGAAGUUCUCUCAUCUUACCGGAUCCAAGACCGCAAACUCGGCUCGUGAGAUGUUGCGCGUCACCAAGAAGAAGCUCCUCGAGUUCGACACUACCCUCUCAACCACCGACGGCACUGUUGCUCCUCCCAACACUCCUGCUGUGAAGACACCCAGAAAGAAGGCUACCAAGGCCACUCCCAAGACCAAGAGUACCACGGCCAAGGGAAACAAGAAGCGCAAGGUCGCCAGUGACGGUGAGGACGACGAAGAAACCCCUCUCAAGAACAAGACUGUCGUCAAGUCCGAGCCUGUCGAUGAUGGCUCCGAGGCUGGUGCCGGCGCUGGUGCCGAGCUCGAAGAUGCUGAA
Messenger RNA from Aureobasidium uvarum, 492 nucleotides. NCBI's taxonomy places the organism in Eukaryota, Fungi, Ascomycota, Dothideomycetes, Dothideales, Saccotheciaceae. The record is from the annotation of a GenBank genome assembly.